CGAAAACUAAAAUAAAGAAAGGACAAAAAAAAAAAAAAAAACCAAAAAAAAAGAAGCUUAAGCUUCAUCUUCUUCUUGAUAACGUUAAUCCUAAAUGGCGACUUCGAACGGCUUUCUUCCUCUGCUAUCGUCUCAUCUUCGUCCUAGUGCCAAUAGUCGUAUGAUGUGGAGUUGUAAUCAGAGCAGCAAACCUCCUCCUCGGAUGGUCAUCAGCUGCUCUUCUUCUGAUAUGCUGCCUCUUCCCGAUUCCACCAAUUUCAGUUUGCUUUCAUUUGUUAACUUCAUGAUUAUAAACAGAACUCAAGCAUCAACCAUGAUGCCCUUUGAGUUGCAAACUGAUGAAGCUGCCAUGUCCAAGCCAUCAUAUAAAUGGCGUCGAGUGUUGCUGAAAGUAAGUGGGGAAGCACUUGCAGGAGACCAUGCACAAAAUAUUGAUCCGAAGAUUACAAUGUCCAUUGCAAGAGAAGUAGCAUUUGUGACUCAGCUUGGAGUAGAGGUUGCUAUAGUUGUUGGUGGAGGUAAUAUCUUUCGUGGAGCCUCUUGGGUAGGAUGUAGCGGGCUUGACCGUUCAUCUGCUGACCACAUCGGCAUGCUGGCGACUGUUAUGAAUGCAAUAUUCCUGCAAGCAACGAUGGAGAGCAUUGGCAUCCCAACACGUGUUCAGACAGCAUUUCGCAUGUCUGAGGUUGCAGAACCAUACAUCAGAAGAAGGGCAAUUAGGCAUUUGGAGAAAGGAAGAGUUGUGAUCUUUGCAGCUGGAACUGGCAACCCUUUCUUCACAACAGAUACAGCUGCAGCCCUCCGUUGUGCAGAAAUAAAUGCUGAGGUCGUGCUGAAAGCUACAAAUGUCGACGGUGUCUAUGACGAUGAUCCCAAGCUUAACCCGAAUGCCCGCCUUCUUGAAACUCUUAGCUAUCAGGAUGUGACUACGAAGGAUCUGUCAGUCAUGGACAUGACUGCUAUCACCUUGUGUCAGGAAAACAAUAUCCCUGUUGUUGUUUUCAAUUUAACUAAACCUGGGAACAUCUCGAAAGCUAUUGUUGGCGAGAGGGUAGGCACCUUAAUUGGCAGGACAUGGCAUUCAGCACUCACAGAUUGAAAGCUGGGAUGAUUUGCUUUCAGAAAAGCAUAAUGCGUUCAGGUUUCAAAGACAAAUGAUUUGAAUUUGGUAGACGGCUUUUACGUGAGGCUCCCUGACUUAAUGAUGUAGCCGCCAUUUGUUUUUCCAGGUAUGGGAAUCUGGUUGAUGUACAUGAAUUUUGUAGAAUUGAAUGUUUUUAAUCUUUACACAAUGUUCAGCUUCGGGCUGAGAAGAUUCUUUGUUAGCCUGGUAAUUUCAUGAAAUGAUAAAGUAGCCCGCAGUCUACUUAUGAUAUGUAAACUAACAGUUUUUAUUCA
Messenger RNA from Magnolia sinica, 1398 nucleotides. RefSeq names its product uridylate kinase PUMPKIN, chloroplastic. The record is from RefSeq and is a predicted model, not a curated record. Gene Ontology annotation, biological process: UDP biosynthetic process. Bases 95 to 1099 code for a protein of 334 amino acids. Gene Ontology annotation, cellular component: cytoplasm. NCBI's taxonomy places the organism in Eukaryota, Viridiplantae, Streptophyta, Magnoliopsida, Magnoliales, Magnoliaceae. Gene Ontology annotation, molecular function: UMP kinase activity. The transcript is spliced from 7 exons.